This is a messenger RNA of Cavenderia fasciculata, 1446 nucleotides long. It is a transcript of the gene bzpH, whose product is annotated as putative basic-leucine zipper transcription factor. Bases 1 to 1446 code for a protein of 481 amino acids. The transcript has 2 exons. The record is from RefSeq and is a predicted model, not a curated record. Gene Ontology annotation, biological process: regulation of DNA-templated transcription. Gene Ontology annotation, molecular function: DNA-binding transcription factor activity. Lineage: Eukaryota; Evosea; Eumycetozoa; Acytosteliales; Cavenderiaceae.
AUGUCUUUAAAUCACCACAUUAUGAAUGGAAUCAAUCAUCCCAACCCUGUAAAUAUGAUGAUAUUCGAGGAUGAAGAAUUGAAAAAGAAAAAAAUAAGACAAAUGCAAAAUCGACAAAGUGCAGCACAAUAUAGAGAAAGAAAGAAAGAGUAUUUGGAAAGAUUGGAAUCGAUCGUCGAUGGUUUGGAAACAGAUCGUAACCAAUUACUCAAACAAACAGAAGAGUUGACCACUCUGCAAACGGAAAACAACCAAAAGAUAUCGGUACUGGAAGAGCAAAUCGAACGUGCCAAACGAGAGAAUAUUGAGCUACGAAGCAAACUUGUUCAGAUCCAGGGUACUGGCAGUCCCAACAACAAUAAUGUGACAAUGAAGGAUUUUGUCGACGAGCCAAGCAUGAUGGCUGCAAGCAGCAGUAGUGAGCCGUCCACCCCAUCCCCUCCAUCAUUCCAUCAACAACAACAACAGCAACAGCAGCAGCAACAACAACUGCCAUCACUCAGUAGUAUAAAGAAUAGUUUCAAUCUUGAAGGUAGAUCCAUCUUGAAUGACAAGCCACAUGCUUCGUCAUCAUCAUCAACGUCGUCGCCAUCAUCGUCGUCGUCGGUCAAUGUCCUUACACAAGCCUCACAUUUCCAUCCACAUGCCAGUUUUGGGAACACCAGUAGUCAUAAUCAUGGUCAUAGUCAUGGCUCGACAUCAUCCACGUCGACCACUACAUCCUCACCUUCAUCGCAUCAUCACGUUGGUGGUCACCAUCACGGUCACCACGGUCACCACGGCCACCAACCCUCAUCACUGUCACUCUCACUCAACUCGCAGAGUGCAUCCAUGUCAUCACACCUAUACCCAGGCAACAGCCGUCACCAACACUCUAAAUCAACCGACAAUACACAUAACAACCCCAACUCUGGUAACAACAGUUUGGCCAACAGUCUCAAUAGCAGUGGUGGCGCCAAUGGAGGUGGUGGUAGUCUCAACAGCAGCUUCAACAGCAAUUCACUUAGCAACUCGUCUGAGAGAUGCUUGGACCGUUUUGGCCAAGUCCUCAACAUCAACUCACUCAAUAGCAGUGGUGAGCGCGAUCAUGACCAAACACAGCAGAUACACUACCCCGGCAGCGGCAGCACAUCCAAAAACCAACAACAAAAGCGACAGAGAGAAAUGGUCGAAGGCAGUACCAGCAUAAACCAACUUUCCAACUCGUUUACAAGCAACAAUAUCAAUAACAAUACCUCUUCUUCACCCAGCUUUUCGUCGUCGCUCACCAAGCUACCGUCACUUUCCUCAUCGGCCAUCUCAUCCUACAACACUCCACCCAUUGCCUCUCCCUUUUCUUCACUCCUCUACAUUGCAUCGCCCUCCUCUUCGCCAUUGGUCACUUCUUUAUCUUCGUCUCCAAGUAAUGAAUUAACAUUUUCAGGUGAAAGACAUCAUCGUAGAUAA